AUGCCGCUACUUCUACCAGCAUCAACCCUCUCCGCCGCUGCACGAGCAACCACGUCCAAGGUCACCCUCGAAGCAUCCCUACCCCUGGCGAGACACUCGCGUUGCCGCCGCCACUUUUCUCGCUCUUGCAUUCUGCAGACGCAACAAGAUGCCGAGCAAAAUGAUACCUCCACCAAGAUCCGAGCGCUGAUGAGGGAGUCUGCACAACCCGUAGCCCUCGUCACGACCUUGUUGCCAAGCGCGGGAAAAGCGACAAAACACAUCCACGCAGCAACGCUGUCGAGUUUUACGUCGAUCUCGCUCGACCCGGAUCUGGUGUGCUUUUCGAUAAAGACACCGUCGAAGCUGGCGGACGCGCUGUCAUCGCACGUCGCAUCGCGGCGAACGCACGCGGUACAGGAGCAAGAGGGGGCUGGCGUGGAUUUCGUCAUCAACAUGCUCUCGGCCAAACAGGCGCCCCUGGCCGCGGCCUACGCCGUGCCCGGUACGCCGCCACUGGCCUUACCAUUGACAGUGGACCACAGCGGGGCGGAAGGUGGACACCCGCUGGUGCAGGCUGGACUGAUAGAAGCAGAAAAGGGGACAGUACCGCUUGUGCAAGGUUCGAUCGGCGCCCUGGCGUGCCAAGUCGUAGACAGCGUCGAAUUGGAUAGGUACCGCCUCACCCACAGCACACCGGAAAGAGAUGCGCAGAAGAGUAGACUCUACAUCGCCCGUGUCGUCCACGUCCACUGCACAGCACCGCACGCCGAACUCAGACCGCUCAUCUAUCACCGUCAGACAUUCGUCUCCACCACGGACGACUCACUCAUUUGA
This is a messenger RNA of Sporisorium graminicola, 816 nucleotides long. RefSeq lists its product as uncharacterized. The transcript has a single exon. Lineage: Eukaryota; Fungi; Basidiomycota; Ustilaginomycetes; Ustilaginales; Ustilaginaceae. Gene Ontology annotation, molecular function: riboflavin reductase (NADPH) activity; FMN binding. The coding region runs from base 1 to 816 and encodes 271 amino acids. The record is from RefSeq and is a predicted model, not a curated record.